UGAUUAGGUUAGAUCAAGGAUGUUUUUAGUGUAGAUCAAUCUCAAGCCUUGCUAGUAGAGUGUUCUUAUUGCCUCUUUCGAUUUGAUCAUUCGAAAGUUGUUCUCUAGACAUUUCCCACCCAAAAGGUGUUUGUUGAAAUGUCUGAGACAACUCUGCUAGGCCCUUAAUGCAUCUUGCCAAAGACAUUUGUUGUUAAGAGUGUUAGGAUAGCUAAUAAACCUGUUCUUACUGAUUGCUUUCAUAUCAUUCAGCCAAAGAGAUUUGAUGUUUGAGAUGUGUUAGCAAAUGAGCAUUCAUCUAGAUAUAGAGCUUGCUUAGGAUCGUGUUUAGGCUUAAGGUCGUAUGUUUGUUUCAUCAUUUUGUCAUCCUUGUUUGAUACUUGAUCACCCGAAAUCAUGUUCCUGUGCCCAUGAGUUCUCUUUUAUCAUAUUUAAGCAAGUCAUUCAUUUACUGCUUUUUAUUUCUAUCUUGUCAUCAUAGUAGUUACUUGAUUCUGAAAUCAUUUUAAAUCAUUUGUUGCAUUUAGAUUAAGUAAGUGCUUGCAUUCUUAGUGCUUGAAAUCCCUCAGAACUGGUUCGACAUUUUACUUCCACAUUACUAUCAUUUGACUUAGGAGCCUCAAAACUCCUAACAUCAGCGUUCCUCUCAGUCGAGAGACUGGCGUUCCUCGAGAAAGUCUACUACAUAAAAGACUAUCUAAGUAAAAAAAACCUUUUAAUCUUUCUUAUUGUCUUUCCCUUUCAUCUUGAUAUAAACUAUGACAUUAAGAAAGCAUCGAGCGGGAAAGCCUUCACAUAUUAUAAUGAAAGAGACUAUCGGAGAAGGUCCCACUCUGCUUGCGCCCGCUAGCUGACGACGAAGAAAAGCAUGCUCCUCUUCCGCCCUUGGCCGACGGGAACCUUCAGGGCCAAAUCAAUGAAGCUGAAAAUAACCAACAAAGGAUGAAUCUCAGACCCAAGAAUGUGCCUCCAGUUGAAUGGCGUAAAUUUGUGAAGCUAAAGACAAGCCAAGAAUUCAAGGUUCUGAGUGAUAGCUACAAGGAGAGGAGACGCAAACAGAUUCCUCACACUUGUAGUCGAAAGGGAAUGGUUCGACUAGCAGAAGAAAUGAAAAAUAGUUCUGAAGACCCAUCUGAAGUGUCAAGACUUAAAGUCUGGGUGAAGUCACGUACAAGAAAAGAUGGAACUUCUAUAAACACUAAUGCCGCUGAGAAGAUUCAAAAGGCUGCUGAGAUUGCUAUCGGUGCUAAGCAGACUGGUAAAAACGAAGAUGAAGACACACUCAUCCAGGUUUUAGGACCUGAUAAUCCUGGUCGUAUGAGAGCAAUGGGGAGAAAUGUCAGUAAGACAAAAUUAGCUUGCUUCAAUGUCAACCACAAGUCUAUUUCUGAAAUGCAAGAGAAGCAAUUGCAUCUCCAGAAAAAGGUUAACGAGUUACAGUCUGAACUUGCGAAAGUUAAAAACCAGAGAGAAGACAAUGAGGUUGGGGAAAACUCGGCUGCUAGAAGUGUGAACAAGAUAUCCCAGAAGAGGUGUCUUUUGAUUGAUUGGGCUGAUGAAGAAGGGAACGUUGGUGAAGGCCGUAUCCUCUCUUCUGACCCAAAUGACAUAGUCAAUGACAGUCGCUUAGGCCCUUCGGAUCUUAAAGUCUUGGUUGAAACUGCUACUGAACCAGAAGCAUUCCUCUGGCGACCUGCGAGUAACAUGUGCACAAUUAAGGAAGCAGUGGGUCAUAUUAUUGCAUGGCCAAAGAAUAAAUGUGUGGAACUAGGUCUGGGGCUUGAUCCAGAAGACAUUGCACCACUGGGCUCUAGAGCAACUUCUCUCAACAAAUGCAAACUACUGGAUUUGUCUGAUGAUGAUGGCGUUGUGGGUGAAGGGCGUUGGCAGACAAAAGAAGCAAAAGCAUUGGUCAAUGGACUUCCUCUCGGACCUAAAGCGGUAAAAGUUUUCCUGGAUGUUGUACAUGAGCAGGGAACAUAUUUAUGGAGGCCUACGAUGGAUCUUGCAUACCUCGAGGACUGCGUACACUCUUUUAUAUCAUGGCCUGUUCGGAAAGUUGUCUUUGACAAUCCACCAGAAGCAACAUCACAACAAUCUCCUACUCCAAAAACCGUCUCUUCAGUAGGAAGAGAAACAUGUAUCAAAAAUACAUCUGUUGGUUCUAAAUCUGUAGCAACAACAUCAACUCCUACUGAGGAGUCUCCACCAUCUGAUCAGCAUGGAUCUCAACCAAUCAAGCAGAAUCAGAAGUGCAAACUGAUGGACCUUGGUGAGAGGAAACAAGUAGUAGCUGAAGGUCGUGUGCAUUCAACAGACCCAUCUCAAAUGGUCCACUUUGUGCGCUUGGGUCCGAAAGCGGCUAGAGUGUGGGUAGAUGCUGUGAUAGUCGAUGAUGCAGAAGUCUGGAGGAAGACAGAUGAAAUCGAGUGUUUGAAAGAUGCACAUGGUUCAUCGAUUGCAUGGCCACUUGAAAAAUUGGUCAUAUUCUAGAUACUGCUGCAGGGGGAUGAACAACUUAGGUCCAGACUUGGCUUGUUUUAAGCUUAGACAAAUGAAGUUAAUGUAUGAUAUUAUUUCUUGUCUUUUGUAUCUGUUUUCAAACGGCAUCAGUAACUCUUGUGUAAUGACUUAUGUAAUGACUUAUGUAUGUGGAACCUAUUUUAUGAAUGAAUUUGUUUCGUUAUGGAUU
This is a messenger RNA of Raphanus sativus (radish), 2692 nucleotides long. RefSeq lists its product as uncharacterized. The transcript has 10 exons. The coding region runs from base 943 to 2493 and encodes 516 amino acids. The record is from RefSeq and is a predicted model, not a curated record. NCBI's taxonomy places the organism in Eukaryota, Viridiplantae, Streptophyta, Magnoliopsida, Brassicales, Brassicaceae.